Molecule: messenger RNA, 1653 nt
Organism: Balearica regulorum gibbericeps (East African grey crowned-crane)
Lineage: Eukaryota; Metazoa; Chordata; Aves; Gruiformes; Gruidae
Source: RefSeq, a predicted model, not a curated record
GUUGAAGAGCUCACUAACGAAAUCCAUAAUAGGAAGGAGAAAGAUACGUCUAGCAUAGAAGUACAGACAGAGGACUAUGCUGCGUGGUCACAAGCAGAUUAUUACUACUAUGAAAAUUACUACAAUCACACUGAUGCUCAAGAUUGUGCAUCUGAACUGCCAGUGCAGCACAAUCAUGGGACUGAAGGCACUGAGCAUAACUCCAGAGAGGAAUCACAGACAGGUGCUAGUAUUCCAUUAAGGAUGGAUACCACCAAAGUUGCUGAUGGUGGAGAAGAGGAAAAUUUUGUCCAGAGUUCACAGGAAGCAGAAGAUACUUCAGUACCAGAGGGUUCUUUGGCAGAGAGCUUGAGAGCUGCUGCAGAAGCUGCUGUUUCACAAACCGGCUUUAUUUAUGAUGAAAAUACAGGACUGUAUUAUGACCAUAGUACAGGAUUCUACUAUAAUUCGGAAAAUCAACUGUAUUAUGAUCCAGCAACAGGAAUUUAUUAUUACUGUGAUGUGGAAAGUGGCCGAUACCAGUUUCACUCACGAGUGGAUCUGCAGUCUUACCAGGCCUCUAGUACUCAGCGCACCAAGGAUAAAAAAGGAAAAAAGAAGAGAAAAGAACCAGAGCAGAUUACUGCAAACGAGUAUAAGGUACAUCAAUUGACAGAAACCAUGGCUAAUCUGAAGAUUUCUUCUUUUGGAUUGGCAGCUUCUGGUGAAGAUGAAGAAAAGAUCUGGCCUCCCUGUAUCAGAGUAAUUGUAAUAAGAUCACCAGUUUUACAGACUGGAUCACUUUAUAUUAUCACAGCUGUGAAACCUGCUACAAUUGGAAGAGAAAAAGAUGUUGGACACACACUUCAGAUUCCUGAAGUUGGAGUCAGUAAGUUCCAUGCAGAAGUAUAUUUUGACCACGAUUUGCAAAACUAUGUUCUUGUGGAUCAAGGCAGUCAGAAUGGAACAGUUGUUAACGGAAAUCAGAUUCUCCAGCCUAAAAUAAAAUGUGAUCCCUACAUCUUGGAGCACGGAGAUGAAGUGAAGAUUGGUGAAACUGUGCUUUCUUUUCAUAUACAUCCUGGCAGCGACACUUGUGAUGGAUGUGAACCAGGACAAGUCAGAGCACAUCUUCGCCUGGACAGGAAAAAGGAAUCUUCUGUUUGCCCAGCACUUAGCAAAGAAGAGAGAGAGUUAGUAAGAAGAAAAGCAUUAAAACAAAUACGGGUAAAAUAUGGUUUACAGAACACAGAAUACGAAGACAACAAAGCAGUGAAGAAUCCAAAGUACAAAGAUAGAGCAGGAAAACGCAGAGAGACCAUUGGAAGUGAAGGAACCUUCCAGAGAGAUGAUAGUCCAGCUUCUGUUCAUAUUGAAAUCAGCAACAGCAACAAAGGACAUAAAAUGUUGGAGAAGAUGGGAUGGAAGAAAGGGGAAGGCCUGGGCAAGGACGGUGGUGGUAUGAAGGAUCCGAUCCACCUUCAGUUACAUAAGACACACGCAGGUUUGGGUACCAGUAGACCAGCUUCAGUUGAAGACGUUCAGAUCAUCCAAAGCAAGAAUAAAAAGAACUGGGAUAAAGCAAGAGAGAGGUUUGCUGAAAACUUCCAAGAAGCUAAAUCACAAAGGGAUACACCUAAGAUUACACCUUGGGUUAGGGGGACUGUAGAGUAA